Messenger RNA from Lytechinus pictus (painted urchin), 4724 nucleotides. RefSeq names its product amine oxidase [flavin-containing] B-like. The record is from RefSeq and is a predicted model, not a curated record. Gene Ontology annotation, cellular component: mitochondrion. Lineage: Eukaryota; Metazoa; Echinodermata; Echinoidea; Temnopleuroida; Toxopneustidae. The coding region runs from base 264 to 1112 and encodes 282 amino acids. The transcript is spliced from 12 exons. Gene Ontology annotation, molecular function: primary methylamine oxidase activity; flavin adenine dinucleotide binding.
UCAUAAGUUAUAGUGGACCACUCAUAUGGAACAGUUUGCCCCCUGAAAUAAAAGAAAGUCCUUCGCUAAAUUCAUUUAAAGUAACAUGUUUAUCAGCCGCCAAGCUCUUACAUGAAUCUGGCCAAGAUGUACUGGUACUAGAAGCAAAUGAUCGAGUCGGAGGACGGACUCUCAAUUUUUAUGACGAGGCAAUAAACUACACAGACUUGGGCGGGGCGUAUAUAGGACCUACCCAGGAUCGCAUCUACCGACUCGCCAAAGAAAUGGGUGUGGACACCGUCCGUUGCUAUGACACCGGAAUGGCAAUUUCAUACCACAGGGGAAGGUGGCGAAAGAUGUCAGGUUUGCAUCCUGACACCUGGAAUCCCCUGGAGAAUCUAGAACUCAACCACUUUUGGCAUCUCAUUGACAGAAUGGGAGAAAAGAUUCCGUUUGACCGUCCCUGGGACUUCCCUGAAGCCGCAGAAUGGGACAGUAUGACGGUCAAGGAAUGGGCUGAGAAGACCUUCUGGUUCCAACUGACCAGAGAUGUGCUCUAUGUCCAUUGUUCUGCUGAAUUCUGUGCCGAGGCCAAGGAUCUUUCUCUCCUCUAUUUCCUCUGGUACAUCAAAGAAGGCGGUGGAUAUAUGCGGAUGUCGGCUACUGACAAUGGUGCUCAGGAAAGAAAGUUCAUUGGCGGAAGUCAAAGAAUUUGCCUCAAUAUAGCAGAACAUCUUGGGAAAGGUAAUGUUUUACUGAGUAAACCAGUGUCUAGUAUAGAACAGGAUGCCGAUGGAGUGAAAGUAACGACAAUAACUGGAGAUUCAUAUAAGGCAAAGUAUAUAAUAACAGCACUUCCUCCGGCGAUGCUUUGUAAGAUUAAAUUCACCCCAAGUCUCCCAGCCCUCAGAAAUCAGCUGAAUCAAAGAUAUCCAAUGGGGUCUGUGAUCAAGACGAUGAUGUAUUAUAAACGCCCAUUCUGGCGUGAUCAAAAUUUUUCAUGUAAUAUCUACGCAGACGGGAUUAUUUCAGCGACUCAAGACGACUGUUCGGAAGGCAGUAAUGCUAUUAUAGGAUUUAUGACGGGUGAUUCGGCAAGAGAACAUUGUCAUCUUACAAAAGAAGAAAGGUGAGUGAUAAAUUUUCACUAUUGUUUAUUUUAGAAGAAUUGAACUUUAAAUAUUGAUAUUUUCACUAAUAUGGUAUGCCUGGACUUUCAAAAUAAUCAAGAUGUAAGAACAAUAUAAUAUCUACAGAUAUUGGAUCAUUGAUUUAGAUAUUACUUUAGGCCUAAUCUCACAAAAUGAUAUUUCGAGCAUAUCUUAUUCACUGGCGCAGUUUUAGAAGGGUGGAAUUUCGAAGGAAAAAAAAAGAAUCACAAUCUUACAUCAAAGCUUAGAUAUUUUCAAUAUUAAAAUUUUCAUAAUAUCCUUGGUGUCAAUAAAUUUUUGAAAACUGUUGGUUUAUUACAAUCUGAUUAGUGUUCCUUUUGUUCAGAACACACAAACUAUUGCUCAUUUACUUUGGGAAUGCCCCAUCAUCACUCGUCGGUUUUUAGUUGAUUUUGAAAAAUACUUUCUUAAAAGUGCAAUUAAGUUAUCUUUUAAUGAUUUUGUAUUUGUCAUACCAGGUGGAAAUUAUUAUUUUAAUUUUGAUAUUUUUAUUUUUUUCUUUAUUUUUUUUUCUUUCAUAGAAAGAUUUAAUUCAAAAUCAAACACGAAAUCAAUUCAAUUUACAGAAAAAUCAUGAAGCGAACAUGUUUACAACAACUGUACAUGCGUACUAUUAUCUAUUGAUAAAACAAAAUUAUGAUGUUUUUGACUAAGAACCCUUUCAAUUUCACAAUAGCGUUUCAAUACGUUCUUAAAAGAACUAAAACACAACCGAUCUCCCUUACAACGUGUCGAAAAAAUAAAAUAUUUAGCGUAAAGAAUAUAACGGUUUACAGUAGAGUAUUGAGCGUCAGGGCAACCAAACAAAAAUGAAUUCUUAUUCAAAUACACGUCAUUGUUAAAAAAAGAGGUUUGGAAGUUUUGAAUGAAUUGUUGAGUUACAGGGCAGUCCCAAAACAGAUGUGAAAUGCUUUCAACAGAGGAAGAACAAAAUGUACAUAAAUUAGAUUCAGACAAGCCAAUAUCGUAAAGAUAUUUGUUCACCCCCAUUAUCCGAUUGAAAAGUUUAUAUUGAAAGUAGCGGAGUUUUGUUGAAAGACAGCAUUUAAAGGGAAUCAUAUACAAUCUAUUCCAAUUAUUAACCGGUUCAUUUAAAAUGGAUGCCCAUUUUGUUUGCGAAGUAGGGGACUUUAAGAUUUUAUCAACAGAAAUUCUAUGGAUGAACUUGCAUACCUUAAAAACAUUAUUUAAAUUAUACAACAAAUCUUCUUGAGUUGUUCUACUCUCAACAAGAUGUUGACGAAAAUGUUUCCAUUCAUUGGGUAUUGCAGAAAUCAAUGAAUAAUAUUCAAGAAAAUUACAAUUAAUUUUGUAUUUUUGUAAAAAAGUUGUAUGUGAGAGAAAAUUGUUUUGUUCAUCCAUUAAAUGUUUAAUACUGAUGAUCCCAUUUUUAAGCCAAAGUUGUUUAUAUAUAACUUUCCCAUCUACUUUGAUCAAUGAGUUAUUCCAUAACACUUGAUUCUUUAUAUUCAAUUCAGAUAAAUUAGGAGAGAAAGUUAAAUAACUCCAAGCAAUUAAGAUUUCUCGAAUGAAUUUAUUUUUUAUUUGUAAUAUUUUGGGAUCAUCGUAUUUCAAAUUACAUGUCCAAAACAAUUCUCCUCCAAAGGUGACCAAGUUGUGUUUGAAAAAACAUUUCCAUUUUCCUUUAUUUUCUGUGCUCAUAUAACGUUUAACCCACGCAAUUUUCAAGCCAGAAAUUACGGAAGGUAAAUGUAACAUUUUCAAUCCACCUUGACUAUAGUCUCAAAUAAUUGUAAGACGACUGAUUUUAUCCGGUUUUUCAUUCCAAAUAAAAGAGCAAAUUAAAUGUUCUAAUUCUUUCAAAAAAUCUUCUGGAGGUUUUGGUAAUACAGACAAUAGAAAUAUAAUUUGUGAAAGGCCGAGUGACUUCAAAAUAGUUAUUUUCCCUAUUGGAGUUAAAUUUCUAAUUUUCCAUACUCUUAAAACAUUUUUUAUUUUCUUAAGCUUUGGAACGAAAUUCAAUUCAAAUAUGUCUUUUAAGUCAGGUGAAAAAUAUACUCCCAAUAAUCUAAAUGGGCCAUUAGAAAAUCUUAAUCCGGAAAAGGAUAUGUCUGGAGGAUGUGCUUUAGAAUAACCUAGUGCCACAAUUUCAGAUUUAUUUCGAUUAAUGCAAAGCCCUGAAAAAACCUUAAAUUCGUCCAAAAUAUACAUGAUGAUUUUUUAGAGACUUGACGUCAUUUAUAUAAAAUGUUGUGUCAUCUGCAUAAGAGUUAAGCUUAAUUUCUAUUCCAUUCACUGUUAUACCUUUAAUAUCACUGUUUCCCCUUAUCCAUAAACACAUAAUUUCAUUACAAAUGAUAUAAAGAAGAGGACUUAAAGGGCAGCCCUGCCUUACUCCACAUGAAAUUUGAAAAAAUUCUGAAGCAUGUCCAUUAUUCAAAAUACAAGAAUAUAUAUCAUUGUACAUAACUCUAAUCCAUACUAUCAAAUCUUCACCAAAAUUGAAAUAUUUCAAAGCUUGAAGUAAAAAGGACCAUUCUAAUUUAUCAAAUGCCUUUUCUAUGUCGGCCAUUAACAUAAAACCUGGAAUAUCAUGUUCAUUUGUAAAUUCAAUCAUAUAUAAGGCUAAGCGAAUAUUUUCACCAAUAUACCGACCAUGUAAAAAUCCUGUCUGGUCAUUAUUAAUAAUACUUCCUAACACCUUUCGCAAUCUCAAAGCUAAACAUUUUGCAAGAAGUUUAUAGUCGGUGUUUAAAAUAGAGAUGGGCCUCCAACUUUUUAAAAGCAAAGGAUUUUGGUCCUUUUCAGGAAUGAGGUGAAUAAUUCCUCUCCUCUGAUCCAAUGACAAUUUACCUUGUAUAAAGGAAUAAUUAAAACUAUUGAUUAAAACAUCUCCUAAUUCUUUAAAGAAAAAUUUAUAGAAUUCACACGGGAACCCAUCCGUUCCCGGAGUUUUGUUGUUAUUCAUUGAUUUCAGAGCAUUAACACAUUCUUGCAUUGUUAUAACACCUUCACAUUUCUUUUGUAACUCUGGUGAUAAAAUAUUGCAUUGAUCACCAUGAGGUAAAAUAUCGUAAAGAUCAUUUUGAGAUGGGUGAGAUGAUGUGAAUAUAGAUUGAUAAUAGUCUCUAAGAGCAAUUAAUAUUUGUUUUUGUGAAGUCACGAUUAUAUGAUUAUCAAUUUGUAAUUUAGUUAUGACUUUCUGUCGUUGAUUCCUUUUUUCAAGAUUUAUAAAAUAACGUGUGUUUCUUUCACCAUUUUCGAUCCAAUUAGCUCUCGCUCUUAUAAUUGCACCUGCUGUCUUUCUCUCAUAUAACAUCUCAAGAUCCUCUUUACAAGACAUUAUUUCAUUUUUAACCAAUUCAGAUUGAUUCUGGGAAUAACUGGACUCAAGGGAUUUGAGUCUAGCUAUAAUAUUUUUUUCUCGAGCUCUACCUUGCCUGGCUUUCUCAAUUGAAUAGCCAAUCGUCAUUUAUCUAAUUUGACAUUUAAGAAAAUCCCACAACGUAUUAGGAUCUAAAUUAUUUAAAAACAUAUUCUUGUUUUCUUUUAUACAAUCUCGAACCAAUUCAGUGUAUGUUUCAUCUUGCAAUAAUGAAGUAUUAUAUUUCC